Branchiostoma belcheri (Belcher's lancelet) is the source of this 2706-nucleotide messenger RNA. Its product is annotated as mucin-5AC-like. The transcript has 4 exons. The coding region runs from base 1 to 2706 and encodes 901 amino acids. The record is from RefSeq and is a predicted model, not a curated record. NCBI's taxonomy places the organism in Eukaryota, Metazoa, Chordata, Leptocardii, Amphioxiformes, Branchiostomatidae.
AUGGCAACGAGUGCUGGGAGAGAUACUACAACAGGAAGCACAGACGAGACCACCAUGUCAACAAUUACUACCACUGGACACAGGGGAACUUUGGAGCUCACCACAGCACUGACCACAAGUAAGACAGAACAGACCACCGUCCGCACUGGUACAGAACAAACUACGCCUCUGUCAUCUAGUACUGAAGACAGUAGGGGUACUGAUAAAACCACCACCAUGAAAACUACACCUGCAGAGCAGGGAAGCACGGAGAAUACCGACAUGCCGUCGACUUCGACAGAUGUGCCGGGCACUACGGAAGACACCACGAUACUACAAUUUACACCCGGAACUGGUGUAACAGACAGCACGGAGUUUUCUCCUACAACUACAAGCCAGAGGAGUACCGCGACUGAUAGCACAACGCUUCCAACUACCACGGUAGAGACCACGCUACCACAAACUAGCACGGCAUCGACUGAGAAGAGUAGUACAACAAAAACCACGGUACCUCCCAGCACCGCAUCUGAACGCGACACUACAGAGAAAACGACGAUAAUUCUAAGUACCUCUGAUGACGUGGGUAGUACAGAAGAAACCACACCGUUCGCAACAGGAACUACUAGUGGAGGGGAUGUCACAGAAUCUACUAUGGCUCCAUCCACCUCUGCGAGAGAGGAGGCGUCCACAACGGGAACAACAAUUCUGCCAACCACCAGAACAGAGGGCAGUUCUACAAAGGAAACGACGUUGGCAACGCCUUCAUCUGAACCACAGGACACGUCGAUGUUCACAACUGAAUUCUAUACCACAGAUGAAAUCUCGAGGCCACCGACUACUGCACUCCAACAAUUCAACACGGGUGAAACUACAGAGGCACUGACUUCAACAACGGAACAAGGUACCACGGAAGAAACACCAAUGCCAGCGACAGUAACAACGAGGCUGGGUACCACGGUAGAGACGCCAAUGCCAUGGACAGUAACAACGGAGCUAGGUACCACGGUAACAACGGAGCUAGGUACCACGGUAGACACGUUAGAGCUUCUAACCUCUACAAUGGAUUUAGGUACCACGAACGAGACGCCACUGCCUCCUACGUCUACAGCAGAUCUAGGUACCACCGAAGGAACACCCAUGCCUACAACGUCUACAACCAAGAGAGGGACUACGGUAGAGACACUGGCCCCUGCGACUUCUACAGUUGAGCUUGAUACUACUGAGGAGACGCCAAUGCCUCCAACCUCUACAGUUGAGCUAGAUACCACGGAUGAGACAGCAACGCCUAUAAUUUCAACAGUGGAGCUGGGUACUACCGUAGAGACCUCGGUGCCUCCAACGUCUACAACCAAGCUAGGUACCACGGUAAAGACGCCAAUGCCUGCGACAGUUACAGCGGAUGUAGGUACCACGGUAGAGACAUCGAUGCCUCCGACCUCUACGGUUGAGCUGGGUACCACGGUGGAAACCCCAGUUUCUUCAACGUCUACCACCGAUUUAGGUACUACGGACGAUACUCCGAUGCCUCUAACCUCUACAAUUGAACUAGGCACUACAAACGCCACAGCAGCACCUCCGACCUCUACAGCCAAGCUCGGUACCACGGUAGAUACCUCCAUACCACCAACUGUCGUCACGACCGACGUGGUUGUAACAGGUGAAACAACAUUAACACCAACACCAACUACCACAACAGAGCAGGGUACCACGAAGAAAACCACGGUACUCCAAACCUCCAAAAGGGAGUUCGUUACCUCAGGAGAAACUACAACUGGUGCAACUGUGAGAGGCAACACUGGGAGUACCACAUUCCAGACCAAUGUGCCUACACGUGGUACCACAGAGACGUCAACGUUCGCACCUACCACUACAACACCAGAGCAAGGUACGAUGACAGACGACGCAACACAGUCAACCUUCGCGGCCUCUCAGACUAGCUUUACAGACGAGUCAACCAUUCUGUUUACUGAAACUGAAAAGUCAGAAACUACGGCUUACACGGAUACCACAGAUAUUAGUACGACGUCAAAGCGAAGUACCACCAGGUCCGAUACCACAAAAGGGACCACAACUCUGUCUACUGUCACAGCAGAACGUGGUACUGGCGUGCAGACAACAGAGGUCGUGGUAACGGUUGAAACUGGUACUGUGGACGACGCUACGUCUCAGCAAGCGACCACAAAAGCGACGAGUAUCACAGAACAAACUACGAAGCAGCACGCGUACAACGGCAUCAGCUCAAACAAGUUCCACAACAGGAGGACGCACGUCCCGACUUACCACAACUUCCCGUAUCUCCACUUCCACAAGUCAAAUCUCAUCUACCAGAGGACGACCAACAACAAGCAGCAACCAGCACGCCAGCACGCGUACAACGGCAUCAGCUCAAACAAGUUCCACAAGAGGGCGAACAUCCCGACUUACUACAACACCCCGUAUCUCCACUUCCACAAGUCAAACCUUAUCUACCAGAGGACGACCAACAACAAGCAGCAAUGUGAGGACCACAACAUUAAAACCCACGACUACAGGCCUCAAAAGUACAACACACAAACCGACCUCGACUGUAGCUGCCACAACGAGCACUGUGCAGAGCAGUACUUCAGUAGCACCGGUGUACAACACCACGGCACAGCCUGUAACCGCCUUCCCUUCGUGCACGGUUACCUGCAGCAUAUACGCCACCUGCGUCCAGAGAAGCUCUCAGGUGUUCCAGUGCGUCUGUAA